CCUACAAGCAGUUCAGCCCCAACGUGCCCGAGAAGACUCUGGGCGCCAGCGGGCGUUACGAAGGCAAAAUCGCGCGGAGCUCGGAGCGCUUCAAGGAGCUCACCCCGAACUACAAUCCCGACAUCAUAUUCAAGGACGAGGAGAACACGGGCGCCGACCGUCUCAUGACCCAGCGCUGCAAGGACCGUCUGAAUUCCCUGGCCAUCUCCGUAAUGAACCAGUGGCCAGGCGUGAAGCUGCGGGUGACGGAAGGCUGGGACGAGGACGGCCACCACUCCGAGGAGUCGCUGCACUACGAGGGUCGCGCCGUGGACAUUACUACGUCUGACCGCGACCGGAACAAGUAUGGGCUCCUGGCAAGGCUGGCAGUAGAGGCCGGCUUCGACUGGGUCUACUAUGAGUCCAAGGCGCAUGUACACUGCUCGGUCAAGUCCGGUGAGCCUUCGGGGGACUGGGCUCGGGAGGGGCGGGGCCGAGGACAGGGCAGGGGCCGAUCGGAAUGA
Gracilinanus agilis (Agile Gracile Mouse Opossum) is the source of this 503-nucleotide messenger RNA. RefSeq names its product indian hedgehog protein-like. The annotation marks the transcript as partial. The record is from RefSeq and is a predicted model, not a curated record. Gene Ontology annotation, molecular function: calcium ion binding; patched binding. NCBI's taxonomy places the organism in Eukaryota, Metazoa, Chordata, Mammalia, Didelphimorphia, Didelphidae. Gene Ontology annotation, biological process: smoothened signaling pathway; cell fate specification; regulation of gene expression. The transcript has 2 exons.